CUUUGCUGCAUCUCUCUGGGACGUGCAUCACCCCUGCAAGAUGUGGGCAAAGACAGUUACAGGAAAUUUUGCCAAGGUGAUUAAUGGUUUGAAUGCAAAUCAGUUGACAGAUCAAGUAAUUCAGAGAAGUAAACGAAUGAUUCUGGAUACUCUUGGAGUGGGGCUUCUGGGUACCAGCACCGAGGUCUGCCACAAAGUGGCACAGUACAGCAAGAUCUACAGCUCAGAUUUAUCCAGUACCAUCUGGGGCCACUCGGAUUUCCGACUGCCUCCUGUGUAUGCAGCUUUUGUGAAUGGAGUGGCUGUGCACUCAAUGGACUUUGAUGACACCUGGCAUCCAGCCACACACCCAUCUGGGGCUGUGCUCCCUGCAGUGAUUGCACUCUCAGAGGCUUUUCCUCAGAAGAAAAAAAUCUCGGGUCUUGAUCUGCUCUUAGCUUUCAAUGUGGGAAUCGAAGUACAAGGCAGGUUGCUGCACUUCUCCAGAGAAGCCAGGAAUAUUCCAAGAAGGUUUCACCCACCGGCUGUGGUUGGUACAAUGGGGAGUGCAGCAGCUUGUGCUAAACUUCUAGCUCUCGACCAGCAGGAAUGUAAAAAUGCCUUGGCUAUUGCUGCUUCCUAUGCAGGUGCCCCACUGGCUAAUGCAGCAACCCAAAUAAAGCCCCUCCAUGUUGGCAAUGCUGCCAAGCACGGACUGGAAGCGGCUUGCUUAGCUUUACAAGGCCUUCAAGGAAACAAACAGAUCUUGGACAUGGAGUCAGGGAUGGGUGCAUUUUAUACAGAUUACAACCCACAGACCCUGCCAAUCUUGCAGUCCUACCCCUGGCUCUUGGACCAGCAAGACGUGGCCAUCAAACGCUUUCCUGCUCAUCUUGCAACACACUGGGUGGCUGAUGCAGCUUCUUCUGUUAGGAGGAAGCUUGUGCAGAGCAGCGAGAACUUGCUUCCCCUUGAUAAAAUUGAGAAAGUCAUUCUCAAAGUCCCUGAGGUCAGAUACGUGAACAGACCCAGCCCAGCCUCAGAGCAUGAAGCACGACACUCCUUCCAGUUUGUUGCAUGCUCCGCUUUGCUGGACGGCAGCAUGUCAGUCCAGUCCUUUGCCAGCGAGAACAUCCACCGGCCAGCCUUGCGGGAGCUCCUCUGCAAAACGCAGCUGGAGCACCCUCCUGACAACACCCCCAGCUUUGACAGCCUUUACUGUGAAGUGAGUGUCACACUUCAGGAUGGCAACACGACCAGCGACCGCUGCACUACCUUCUAUGGGCACUGGAGGAAACCUCUGAAAAAGGAAGACUUGGAGAAAAAGUUUCAAUCCAAUGUGCAUGGCAUCCUGCAAACAGAAGCCAUGGAAGGCAUUAUAGAGACUGUGUACAACCUGGAAAAAGUAGAGGACUGUUCUGUAUUAAGUACACUUCUAUCAGGACAGUCAGCAAGAGCACUUCCAAAGAAGCUACGCUUCUUUUGAGUGUUCCAGCCAACAGCUACAUGCUCUUCACAAAGCCAGUGCAAAAUUCAUGACAAACUCUUAGUGACAAACUUAGUGACUCAAGCACUUUUAAGUAAGACUCCGAUAACACAACUAUAUUCAGUCCAAUAUUGUGAGUUUUGACUAAAUAAUUUGGUGUUUAUAUGUCCAGCUUAGUCAGGCUAAACAGAAGAUCCUCUGCUGGCACAGUCGACUCCAGCUACCUUUGUACCUUUAGAGGCAGAGCACUCACUGCUUGCACACAGUGCAAAAAUCUACCUGCUCCUCUGCCAAAAAUCUGUGUUCUGCUUCUCCUAAAUAACUCCAUACAGUAUGGAAGUGCUGUGUCCUUGAAAAUCAUAAUGAUUAGAAGUACAGAGAAUUAAAACCUUUUCACAAUUAUUUAUGCAGAUUUAUGUCUACAACCUCCUUGAAGAAGGUUAUGUCUGAGCAUUGACAUUUGUGCUAAAAUAAACAGAGCACAUGUAGGGAGGGGUAGCACUCAAUACACUGCAGCAUGUCAGAUAUCACUGUAGCCAUUGCUCUUGCACUGAAGCAGCAAAGGUCUGCACCCAGCCUGAUCACACGAGUGCU
This is a messenger RNA of Lonchura striata (white-rumped munia), 2059 nucleotides long. It is a transcript of the gene ACOD1, whose product is annotated as aconitate decarboxylase 1. Gene Ontology annotation, cellular component: mitochondrion. Gene Ontology annotation, molecular function: aconitate decarboxylase activity. The record is from RefSeq and is a predicted model, not a curated record. Gene Ontology annotation, biological process: defense response. NCBI's taxonomy places the organism in Eukaryota, Metazoa, Chordata, Aves, Passeriformes, Estrildidae.